GGACCUGGAGAGGUUGGUUUGGCUGUUUCUACACCAAAACAGGAUUGCCUCUCCUCAAACUGCUGCAGUCCCCCUUCCUCCUCUGUCCUUCCUUGGACAGAGACCUCCAGGGGUCCCAGCGUGUCCCAGCCUCUCUGUGAGGCCUCCCAGCCCCCUGAGCAUCCUCUGCUCUGUCCUGCUGGUCUGUCCCCACCUCUGGGGAUGUGCCUGAUGUGCUGGACCAGGGGCCAGGCUCAGGGUGCUGUGCUGGGUCAGGGGAAGAGGCCAUGGGUGGGGGGGACCCAUAGACCCCUUACCACGUCCUCAGGACCCACCCAAGGCUUUCCAGCUUAGAGCUGAUCCUCCUGGAGCUGUUCCAGGCCCUGCUCUUCAUUCCAUCCUUUGCCUGGAUGUUAUCUGAGAUGCUUUGCAGGACAUCCCUGCAGAAGCGACUCCUCCUUGCUCCACAAAGGCCUUUAUUCAUCCAGCUCUUUCCAUUUUCUCUCCUUCUCACUUUCCUUUUUUUUUUUUUUUUCUUUUCCCGUGGACAUUAACAAUCAGAAGGCAUAUUUAGAGAGCAGACAGCUUUGGGCGGGUGUUGCUGGCUAAAAGAUCUCUUCCUUCCCCAGAAACAACUCAUUUAUCUGCUUGGCCACCUCCUCCCACCCCAGGAGCGGCCGCGCUCGGGUGCACGGAGCUCUUCCUGGCGGGAUGAAAGUCGACAGAUAAAAUAUUAGCAUCAGGUCGCAGCAUUCCUCCCUCCCGGCCAAACUGGCAUCACGGCGAUGAGGAGCUGAGCCGCCGUGCCUGGCCGGUGAUGCAAGGCUCGAUUUUUCCAGCACGGUUUUCCCUCGGGCUCCGGGCGCUCCCGCUGGUGCAGCUCCGGGCGGUUCGGGCGUGGAGCCGCGCCAGCCUCGGGACCCGGCCCUGGACGCUGUGGAGUUGCAGUCACAGUUGGAGCAGGGCUCUCUCCGUGUCCCGUCUCCGUCCUCCUCUCCCGCCUCCGCCGAACCCCAGCUCCUCGCCCGGAGGAAGGGAGCGCGCCGUGGGCAUCUCCCAUCCACCAAAAUCUAUGAUCAGCUCGGUGUGUGUCUCCUCCUACCGUGGACGCAAGUCUGGGAACAAACCACCCUCCAAAACAUGCCUGAAGGAAGAGAUGGGCAAAGGGGAAGACUCGGACAAGAUCACCAUCAACGUGGGCGGCACCCGGCAUGAGACCUACAAGAGCACCCUGCGGACUUUGCCGGGCACCCGCCUGGCCUGGCUGGCCGACCCCGACGCCCAGAGCAACUUUGACUUUGACGGCAAAAGCAAUGAGUUCUUCUUCGACCGCCACCCCGGGAUCUUCUCCUACGUGCUCAACUACUACCGCACCGGGAAGCUGCACUGCCCCGCGGACAUCUGCGGGCCCCUCUUCGAGGAGGAGCUCACCUACUGGGGCAUCGACGAGACCGACGUGGAGCCCUGCUGCUGGAUGACCUACCGGCAGCACCGCGACGCCGAGGAGGCCCUGGACAUCUUCGAGAGCCCCGAGCCCGGCGGAGGGGCCGGCGGAGAGGAGCCCGAAGAGGAAGGGGGUAGGGAGAUGGCCCUGCAGCGCCUGGGCAUGGAUGACAGGCCCCCAGGGGCGGCGGGGGCUGCCGGAGGGGGCGGCUGCUGCCGGAACUGGCAGCCCAAGAUGUGGGCGCUCUUUGAGGAUCCCUACUCGUCCAAGGCGGCAAGGGUGGUUGCUUUCGCCUCGCUUUUCUUCAUCCUGGUCUCCAUCACAACCUUCUGCCUGGAGACGCACGAGGCCUUCAACAUCGAUGUCAACGUGACGGAGACCCUGGUGGUGGGCAACACCACGACGGUGCUGCUGACGCACAAAGUGGAGACGGAGCCCAUCCUCACCUACAUCGAAGGGGUCUGCGUGCUGUGGUUUACCCUCGAGUUCCUGGUUCGCAUCAUCUGCUGCCCAGACAAGCUUCUCUUCAUUAAAAACCUGCUCAACAUCAUUGACUUUGUGGCCAUCUUGCCCUUCUACCUGGAGGUGGGUCUCAGUGGCCUGUCCUCCAAAGCUGCCCGGGACGUGCUGGGCUUCCUGCGGGUGGUGCGCUUCGUCCGCAUCCUCCGCAUCUUCAAGCUGACGCGGCACUUUGUGGGUCUGCGGGUGUUGGGCCAUACGCUCCGGGCCAGCACCAACGAGUUCCUGCUCCUCAUCAUCUUCCUCGCCUUGGGGGUCUUGAUUUUCGCCACCAUGAUCUACUACGCCGAGCGGAUCGGAGCCAAGACAUCUGACCCCACCGGGAGCGACCACACUCACUUUAAGAACAUCCCCAUCGGGUUCUGGUGGGCCGUGGUCACCAUGACCACCCUGGGCUACGGUGACAUGUACCCCAAGACCUGGUCGGGGAUGGUGGUGGGCGCGCUCUGCGCCCUGGCCGGGGUGCUGACCAUCGCCAUGCCCGUGCCCGUCAUCGUCAAUAACUUUGGGAUGUACUAUUCGUUGGCCAUGGCCAAGCAGAAGCUGCCAAAGAAGAAGAAAAAGCAUAUACCCCGUCCGGCCCCGCUGGACUCCCCCACCUACGGCAAAUCCGAGGAAAACUCCCCCCGGAACAGCACCCAGAGCGACACUUGCCCCUUGGCAGUAGAGGAGGGGGUGACUGAGAGGAAACGGUCAGACUCCAAGCAGAACGGCGAGGCCAACGUGGUGCUGUCGGACGAGGAGCAGCCGCUGUCCCCGCCCGACGAGAAGCGGCCGAUGCGGCGCUCCAGCACCCGGGACAGGGACAAGAACAAGAAAUCCUCCACCUGCUUCCUGCUGGCCACGGGGGACUUCUCCUGCACAGCGGAUGGAGGCAUCCAGAAAGAUUCCUGCCAGGACACCCUCGCUUCCAGUUACCCCCAGGGUGAGGUGGUCACCUUCUCCUGAGCCCCAGCUGGAUGGAGGCUGCGCCCUGGCGAGGGAUGCCUUCCCCAGGGGACGCCUUCUCCGAGGGGGAGGGCUGUGUAUCCCGAGGGAUGCUUUCCCCAGGGUGGAAGGAUGCUCUCCCUGGGGCCACGGGAUGUUCUUCCUAAGGCUAAAGCAUCGCCCCAGGGAUGCUCUCCCCAAAGCCCAGGGAUGCUUUCCCUCAGGCUGGGACAUGCAUUCCUCCAGGGGCGCUCUCCCUGGGGCCAAGGGAUGCUCCUCCCAAGGGAGAUGCUCUCCCCAAGGCUGAGGGAUGCCCUCCCCAAAGCCCAGGGAUGCUCUCCCCAAGGCUGGGACAUGCAUUCCUCCAGGGGUGAUCCCCCAAGGCCAAGGGACACUCUUCCCAAGGAGCUUUCUUUCCCCAGAGCUCCAGCUCCAUCCCCGGGGGGGGUUGGCAGCCGGGUCCCCCCGAGAGGUGCCGCAGAGCAGCGGGGCCGGGAGGGAGGUUGGGGACAGCCCCAUUCCCUUCCUGGUGCCAGCCCUGCCACAGCCACGCUGCCCCAGCACCCCUGGACUGCCCCAGCACCCCCUGGGCUGCCCCAGCACCCCUGGGCUGCCCCCUGCCCUCGCCCACGCUUUUGGCUGCACCUCACCCUCCACCUCUGGAGAUCCAGCUGCUCACCAGGACAUCUCCACCGCGGCUGUGCCAUGCUCCGGCCCCUCCAUCGCCACACGGCUGCUGGGAGCCCUUCCCCAGGGUGCCAAAGGCUCCUCUCCAGGUGCCACCAUCGCCCCCUCCCACGGGUGCUGACCCCACGGGCAUGGGGGGC
Prinia subflava (tawny-flanked prinia) is the source of this 3696-nucleotide messenger RNA. RefSeq names its product potassium voltage-gated channel subfamily C member 4 (gene KCNC4). Lineage: Eukaryota; Metazoa; Chordata; Aves; Passeriformes; Cisticolidae. The transcript is spliced from 5 exons. Gene Ontology annotation, cellular component: dendrite membrane; voltage-gated potassium channel complex; neuronal cell body membrane. Gene Ontology annotation, molecular function: delayed rectifier potassium channel activity; protein binding. The record is from RefSeq and is a predicted model, not a curated record. Bases 797 to 2890 code for a protein of 697 amino acids. Gene Ontology annotation, biological process: potassium ion transmembrane transport; protein homooligomerization.